AGAACCAUUUCAGUUCAGUUUAGCUUCAUUUGCUUCAUCAUCAACCUCAUGCCAUAUUAGCUUGACGUGACUCCAAAGAAUCAAUCAGUAGGAUUCAUUUCAGAGGCAAACCUGCAUAUAUCAGCAUUUAUAUUUUUCGAAAACCCAAAGCCACAUAUAUAGCCGCAUCCAUCCCAGACACUAACAUCUAUAUAUAUACACUGUUUGUAUUCAUGUCUGGAAUGGAUUCAUCAUCAGUUGCAUCAACACUGUUAAUGGGGAUGACGAGGUGGGAGCAAACUAGGGUUGCAGUGAUGGUUCCGGGGUUGAAGAUGAUGGUGUGGGUGUGCCUCGCCAUGUCGGUGAUGCUGUUUGUGGAGAGAGUGUACAUGGGAAUGGUGAUAGUGCUGGUGAGGUUGUUUGGAGUGAGCAAUCCUAAGAAGCGUUACAAGUGGGAGCCUCUCAAGCAUGACGACGAUGUUGAGCUUGGAAGCUCCACUUACCCAACGGUUCUCGUUCAAAUUCCUAUGUACAAUGAGAUUGAGGUGUACAAACUGUCAAUAGGAGCAGCCUGUGGGCUCUCAUGGCCGUCUGAUAGGAUUAUCAUUCAAGUUCUGGAUGACUCCACUGAUCCUCUUAUCAAGGAAAUGGUGUUGACGGAGUGCAAGAGAUGGGAGAGCAAAGGGAUAAACAUAAAGUAUGAGAUCAGAGAGAACAGAAGAGGCUACAAAGCAGGAGCUCUCAAGGAAGGAAUGAAGCAUCCUUACGUCCAUCUCUGUGACUACGUCGCCAUCUUUGAUGCCGACUUCCAACCUCACCCUAAUUUCCUCCUCCAAACCGUUCCCUUUCUCAUUCACAACCCUCAACUUGCUCUCAUCCAAGCACGCUGGACUUUCGUAAAUGCUGAUGAAUGCUUAAUGACAAGAAUGCAAGAGAUGUCACUAGAUUACCAUUUCAAAGUUGAGCAAGAAGUUGGAUCCUCUACCUACGCUUUCUUUGGCUUCAAUGGCACAGCUGGUGUCUGGAGGGUUUCUGCAUUGAACGAGGCUGGAGGAUGGAAGGACAGAACCACUGUGGAAGACAUGGACUUGGCUGUCCGAGCCAGUCUCAAUGGCUGGAAGUUUUUGUACCUUGGUGAUCUUCAGGUGAAAAAUGAAUUGCCAAGUACAUUCAAAGCUUACCGUUAUCAACAACACCGAUGGUCCUGUGGGCCAGCUAAUCUCUUUAGGAAAACGGCAAUGGAAAUCAUAAGAAACGAGAAAGUGUCAAUGUGGAAGAAGCUCUAUGUGAUAUAUAGCUUUUUCUUUGUCAGGAAGAUCAUAGCUCAUGUGGUCACAUUUGUGUUUUACUGUGUUGUUCUUCCUGCAACUGCUCUUGUUCCUGAAGUGGAAGUUCCCAAGUGGGGUGCUGUAUAUAUACCUUCCAUCAUUACUCUGCUUAAUGCUGCAGGAACUCCAAGAUCACUCCACCUAUUGGUAUUCUGGGUUCUAUUUGAAAAUGUCAUGUCAAUGCAUCGGACCAAGGCAACGCUCAUAGGUUUGCUGGAGGCAGGGACAGCAAAUGAAUGGGUGGUCACUGAGAAAUUGGGAGAUGCUCUUAAAACAAAAUCAGGAGGAGAAGCACCAAAGAAGCAACGUGUCACAAUUAUUGAAAGAAUCUAUCUGCUCGAACUUGCCUUUGGGGCCUACCUGUUCAUCUGUGGAUGCUACGACCUAGCCUUUGGGAAGAACCAGUACUUCAUAUACCUCUUCCUGCAAUCUCUUGCCUUCUUUAUUGCAGGGUUUGGCUACGUUGGUGUCUUUGUUUCCAAUUCAUCAUAGUGCAUCUCUUCCAUCAGUAAG
Messenger RNA from Neltuma alba, 1820 nucleotides. Its product is annotated as glucomannan 4-beta-mannosyltransferase 9-like. Gene Ontology annotation, molecular function: mannan synthase activity. The record is from RefSeq and is a predicted model, not a curated record. Gene Ontology annotation, cellular component: Golgi apparatus. NCBI's taxonomy places the organism in Eukaryota, Viridiplantae, Streptophyta, Magnoliopsida, Fabales, Fabaceae.